Acipenser ruthenus (sterlet) is the source of this 2558-nucleotide messenger RNA. RefSeq names its product myotubularin-related protein 10-like. Lineage: Eukaryota; Metazoa; Chordata; Actinopteri; Acipenseriformes; Acipenseridae. The record is from RefSeq and is a predicted model, not a curated record. The annotation marks the transcript as partial. The transcript is spliced from 16 exons.
UGCAAACACUGCAAAGACAUGAGGAGAGCCGCAUUACUCUGGUGGUGCCGUAUUGAAUGAGGUUUGGCUGCACUGUGCUGCCGUAGAACACUGGAACGCCCUCCUAGUGACAGUCUAACAUGGCUGCUGUGGCAAAAGCGUAGAAACUCAGAACACAUUUGCUCUCCAGCUCUGGGCACUUAGUUCAGGGUGAAGAAGGGCGGAAAGAGACGCCUUUUCAAUCCCACUUUUUCAGGAAACUCAAAAAGGUAAUUUGUAAACUGAAUUCUUACGACUGACGCUUUCGUAGCCUGUGCAAAACUAGGUACAACAACAAAAAAAAAGAAAGGAAAAAAAGAGACAAGUCCUCUGACUGAAGAGUUUCCUUUAUGUGUCUGUGUGCUGAUGGGCACUGACGAGCAGUAUCGCUUCACGAAAAGGCUGGUUACAGCAACAGCUUUGCUCCCAGGCACGCUUACAAACGUGUGUAGGACCAGGACAGUGUACUGAGGACCACACUUCACUGGAUACGUUUGGGAAUUAGCUUGGCAGGCAGAAUGUUUCCCGUAAAGCCUCUGAAACCAACUUUCAAAUCCUACCUCCCUCCCCUGCAGACAGAAGUGAAGAACAGUCCCCAGCCAACUGUAAGGAAGUUAGAAGCAAAACUACUACCAGGGGAGAUUGUUGUCAACGAAGUUAACUUUGUAAGGAAAUGCAUUGCGACUGACACAAGUAAGCAAGACCUUUGGGGGAAACUGGUCUGCACAAACUUCAAGAUCUCCUUCAUUACUGAUGAUGCAGUGCCUCUUCUGAAAUUCCAAUACAGAAACAAGCUUCUAGGAGAACAUGACAUUCCCUUAACCUGCAUAGAGCAGGUGGUGACAGUAAAUGACGCAAAGAGGAAGCAGAAGGUGCUCGGAUCAAACCAGAAGCUCAAGUUUAAUCCCACCGAGUUAAUAAUCUACUGCAAGGACUUCCGCAUUGUGCGCUUUCGUUUUGAUGAAGCCGGGCCAGAGAGUGCAAAAAAGGUUUGUCUUGCUAUUGCCCAUUACUCGCAGCCAGCAGAUCCCCAGCUCCUCUUCGGAUUUGAAUAUGUUGGAAAGCGGUAUUAUAAUCCAGCUGGAGACAAAGUAAACGGUGUAGACCCGGGAGGAGGAGGUGAUGGAGGUGGUGGGGUGGAGGGUGUGCAGACUCCCCUAUUCGACAGGUCCUCUGACUGGGACAGAGAAAUCAAACGAACUGGAGGGUCUGAGUGGAGAGUGUGCUCUAUCAACGAGAGCUAUGUCAUAUCGCUAAGUCUUCCUGAAUACUGUGUGGUUCCGGUUUCACUGGCAGAUCAGGACCUCAAACAGUUUUCAAUUUAUUUCACUGGACAACGCAUCCCACUGUGGUGCUGGAAUCACCCAAAUGGGAGUGCUCUGGUGAGAAUGUCUACUAUUAAGGAUAUGGUUCAACAAAGAAAAUUAGACCAAAGGAUCUGUAAUGCUAUCACAAGAAGCCACCCCCAAAGGAGUGAUGUUUACAAGUCUGAUUUAGACAAGAGCCUUCCCACCAUUCAAGACGUCCAGGCUGCUUUUGUCCGGCUCAAACAUAUCUGUGUUAUUGACCCUUUUGAAGAGUCAGAUGAGAAAUGGCUGUCCUCCAUGGAAAGCACACACUGGCUGGAGUAUGUCAGGUCAUUCCUGAAACACUCAGCUGAGCUUGUGUAUAUGCUGGAUGGAAAGCAUGUUUCUGUCAUUCUGCAAGAGGAGGAAGAUCGGGACCUGAACUGUGUGAUUUCCUCCCUCGUUCAAGUGAUGCUGGAUCCUCAUUUCCGCAGCAUCGCUGGCUUCCAGAGCCUGGUGCAGAAAGAGUGGGUGAUGGCAGGGUACCGAUUCCUUGACAGGUGUAACCACUUGAAGAAAUCUGACAAAGUGGAGUCUCCCUUGUUCUUGCUCUUCUUGGACUGCGUAUGGCAGCUGCUGGACCAAUACCCUGCAGCCUUUGAGUUCACAGAAACCUACCUGACUGUGUUGAGUGACAGCUUAUGGAUCCCAGUCUUCAGCACUUUCCUUUUCAACUGUCCUCAGCAGCAGGCAGAGCACAGCAGAGAAUUUGCAAGAAGUAAAAACAUCCACCUGGGAGAUGAAAAGGUUCUUCAGUUUCCUUCUGUCUGGGAUUGGUCCCAGCAGUUCACAGCUAAAGAUCAGGCUCUGUUUAACAACCCUUUGUAUGUUGGGAAGAGUGCAACCUGUGUACAGAACGGAGCUGUAAAAACAUUUAAAAGGACCAAGAAAAACUACAGCUCCACCCUGCGCGGCAUGCCUUCCCUGAGGAACGGGCUGCUGAGCGAGCAGGAGUUAAUUCCCAGGAGGAAUUCUUUAGUGCUGAGGCUGAAGCCUGAGUUCUCUCUGCUGAAGGAGCCCCAGGAGAGCCCGUCGGAUCAGUAUAUUCGAGAAUGGUUUUCGAAGCCUGCUGACCUUCAAGGUCUGAUCCUUCCCCAGCUUCUUUCCUCGCACAUCAAAGUGUGGAAGUUGUGUUUCUUGCGCUGGAUUCCUGAGGCCCAGAUUAACAACGGAGGCUACAUCACUGCCUUCCAC